AUGUCAAAUUCUUAUCACCUCGAAAAUCGUGUUGCUAUUGUAACAGGAGCUGACAGUGGCAUUGGUCAAGGAAUUGCUGUCUUAUUUGCAAAAUCGGGUGCCGAUGUUGUGGUUACUUAUCGUUCGGAUGAAAAGGGGGCACAAGAGACGAGAAAACAAAUUGAAGAAGCUGGAAGAAAAGCAUUAGUAUUACACUGUGAUGUUGGCGAUGAAAAACAAGUUCAAGAGUUAUUUGAUAAAACGUUAGAAAAAUUCAAACGAUUAGAUAUACUCGUCAACAAUGCGGGUACAAUGGGAAAUGGUAAACCAUUUUAUGAGCAGACUUUCGAAGAUUGGGAAAAAGUGAUUCGUACAAAUUUACAUGGCCCAUUUCUGUGUUCAAAAUUAGCCGCUCAACAAUUUAUUAAACAAAUCAAAGCGGAAGGAAAACAAGAAACAGAACAACGAGGAACACAUCCAAGCGGAAAUAUUAUCAAUAUUUCAAGUGUUCAUGAAGAUUCACCUGGUUUUCCUAUGUAUGAAACGGCUUACGGCGUUUCAAAAGGCGGUUUACGAAAUUUAACCCGUGCCAUGUCACUGGAAUUAGCUGAAUACGGUAUACGUGUAAACGAUGUGGCUCCAGGGCUUAUUCUAACGCCAAUGAACCAAGAAGCUAAAGAUGAUCCAAAAAAACGUAAAGAAAAAGAAGCAUUAAUACCAUUGAGACGUAGCGGCGUUCCUAAAGAUAUUGCCACGAUGGUUACAUGGUUAUGUUCAGAUGAUGCAAGUUAUUGUACAGGACAAACAUUUUUUGUUGACGGUGGAUGGAUGUUAUCUCGACCUGAAGUUUAA
Messenger RNA from Didymodactylos carnosus, 831 nucleotides. The record is from the annotation of a GenBank genome assembly. NCBI's taxonomy places the organism in Eukaryota, Metazoa, Rotifera, Eurotatoria, Philodinida, Philodinidae.